Messenger RNA from Mercenaria mercenaria, 3397 nucleotides. Its product is annotated as mitotic checkpoint protein BUB3-like. Gene Ontology annotation, biological process: mitotic spindle assembly checkpoint signaling. Gene Ontology annotation, cellular component: kinetochore; bub1-bub3 complex; mitotic checkpoint complex. NCBI's taxonomy places the organism in Eukaryota, Metazoa, Mollusca, Bivalvia, Venerida, Veneridae. The record is from RefSeq and is a predicted model, not a curated record. The transcript is spliced from 7 exons. The coding region runs from base 263 to 1243 and encodes 326 amino acids. Gene Ontology annotation, molecular function: ubiquitin binding.
AUGUGCUGUGUAAAAUUGCCAAUUUUUCAUGAAAUUAGUUUAAUAUUUUAAUGUAAUGACACCCUAAACUUUAAUGUCAGAUACUGUAAAAUGCUGUUAAACUGUCGUUGCAUCAUAAUAUUUUUUUCAAAAAUAUUGUUUAAACUGGACAUUGGCGACUUUUAGAAAAGUGUAACCAUACCCGGAUAUAAAAUUUUGGAUACCCGGAAUACGAUCUAUUAGAAGUGCUAAACUUGCAUUUAGACUGUUAAUACAAGACAGUAUGGCUGAGACUCCAAGUGAAUUUCAGUUAAAGAACCCGCCAACAGAUGGUAUAACAGCUGUAAAAUUUGGCCCCAAUUCAAGUCAGUUUCUUCUCACCUCUUCUUGGGAUACAUCUGUCCGUCUCUAUGAUGUAAUAGCCAAUCAUCUACGUAUGAAAUACAACCACCCUGCACCAGUGCUUGACUGCUGUUUUCAUGAUGCUGUUCACUGUUACAGUGGAGGUGUAGAUAACACACUAAAAGUGUAUGAUUUUAAUACCAACACAGGCACAAAUGUUGGUACACAUGAUGCCCCGAUUCGUUGUGUAGAAUAUUGUCCAGAUGUCAAUGUGGUUAUAACAGGCAGUUGGGAUUCCUCUGUUAAACUCUGGGAUCCUAGAACACCAUGCAGUGCUGGAACAUUUUCUCAACCAGAUAAGGUUUAUACUAUGUCAGUGUGUGGAGAUCGUUUAGUGGUGGGGACAGCCGGACGAAGAGUGCUUGUCUGGGACCUGAGAAACAUGGGAUAUGUCCAGCAACGACGAGAGUCAAGUCUGAAAUACCAGACUCGAUGCAUACGAUGUUUUCCAAAUAAACAGGGAUAUGUUCUCAGCUCCAUAGAAGGUCGAGUAGCAGUGGAAUACCUAGAUCCAAGCCCAGAGAUACAGAAAAAGAAAUACGCCUUCAAAUGUCAUCGUGUGAAAGAGAAUGGGGUUGAAUUAAUCUACCCUGUGAAUGCCAUAGCCUUCCACAAUCAACAUAACACAUUUGCUACAGGAGGAUCAGACGGAUUUGUCAAUAUCUGGGAUGGAUUUAAUAAAAAGAGGCUUUGUCAGUUUCACAGAUACCCAACCAGUAUAGCUGCCUUGUCAUUCAGUGCCGAUAGCUCCGUGCUGGCGAUAGCAUCAUCAUACAUGUAUGAAAACGAUGAACAGAAAACGAUACCAGAGGAUAAUAUCUACAUUAGAAAUGUCAGCGACCAGGAAACGAAACCAAAAUAAAUAUGAUGCCACUGGAUAUAUCAAAACAAAAAAACUGUUAAUAUGUACAGCAUAUAGUACUUAUCAGAAACAGACUUCAAUGGAUGGACUCGUCCACUUGAAAAAUACAUUGAUAUGUUUGAUUUGGGAUAUUCCUGUUGUCCAACUGGCCUAUGAGAAUUUCACAAACUUGAAAAUCGCAAACCACCCAUCAAACAGAAAAGAUAAAUAUGAAACGACUGAAAUAAAACUAAAUAAUGUGAUUAAUGCACAAUGUUUAAUGGCUAUUUAUUGUCUAGAAAACUAGGCUAGCGUAUAAGGUUGGCCUGGUUGUGUGAAUAUAUAGAAGAUGUAGAAUAUUCAUAGAUGGUGUCAUCUAAAAAUUUGAUGCACAGCGAUCUUUACUUGUAAGUUAAAUUGAACCAUGAAGUGACAGAAAAAGAAAGUUAACUAUGGGGAAAAAAGACAUUUUUAGUUGUUCUACUAGAAUCAUUUCAGGCCAUGGAGACUUAUAAUGUGUAGUGUUAAUCAGCAUGUGAGACUGGUACAAAAUUUGUGCAGUUUGUUAAACAUAGUGCACCCCCUACAGAACAACAUCUUUAAAAGAUGAGCUGUUUCUCUGGAAAAGUAAAUUUACUGAUAAACUUGUGUAGUUGCAAACAAAAUGUCUGCCUUUGUAGAGGUAUGCCUAUGUACUAUAUAGAGGUACAUGGUUUGCAAAGGUGUUGUUUAUAGAGUUUAUACUGCAAGGUGUUUGAUGUUUUGCACAGAUACCUACAGUAAAUCUUCUCAUGUUUUAAGAACUUUGGAAUUUGGUAUUGAUCUGUUCAUGGUCGAUACACUUUAUCACUUGUAGGAUACGAGACUAUACCUUAAGUGGUAGAAGGAUUUACAGUCACAUUUUUUAUUGUAUAAAUAUGACUGAUGGUUCAUCACUUAGUAUAUGGAUACAGCUGUGGUAGGGGAAUUUACAGUCUUAGUUUUUGUUGUAUAAAUAUGACUUUAAAUUUUCUUUACAUAGUCUAUGGAAAAUUAAAAGAACACAUAUAGACAGGUUAACAGAAAGCACCUCCAGAUUUACUGUCUAGCUGGAAAUUAAGUCGUAGAAAUAGCAUAGUACAUAGUAAUGGUACAGAGAAAAUCUGUCAGAUCAUUUAGAAGCAUAGAACACAACCAAGCAAAAACAAUACCAGACUCGGUUUGAUUGAGUCUGUUAUUGAGAGGUUAUGAAAUGUGCAACACCCCUUACGCCUCCUAGCACCAGCUUAAAUGGAACUCUUGUUAUCCAUUAACAUUGAGUGGACUCCAUGAUCACAUAGGAUCAGAAAAUAUAACAAAAUUUUCAGAAUUCUCUAACAAGUUAACAAUCUUAAGUUAAAAAUAACUGAAUCUUUUUUUUAUUAUCCAGUGUCCUGUGUAAUGUUUCACUUUUCAAAUUUAGAAUUGACAUCAACUAGCUUCAUGGACAAACACAUCUAUACUCAAUUGUACACUUAUUCACAUUUAAUAUAUUACAUGAUGUAUAUAAUUUCAGAAUUCUGCAAUUGUUGAAUAUGUAUUAGAUUCUACAUUGUAUGUAUUCUCAUCAAAAACUGGAUUUAGAUAAUUUACUUUCAUAGAUCUGCUGUUCUAACCAGAUGGACUAUCAAUUUCUCUUUUAAAUGAUGAUGUUUUGCUGCAGUUGACAUUUAUAAUGAUGUCUCUCUGAUUUUUCUAACCAAAUUAUCUUUGAACUAUGUAAGUAUAUUGUAUUCAUUACAAUUUUAUCUUCUUUUUUUCAAGUAUUUUCAGGGCAAACCAUCUUUAAUACAAAAUUUUUAAUGAAAAUUUCCCUACAUCCACCGUGGUAUGAAAUCCUGUUAAUUUUGCAGGCAAAAUCAUUGUAGCUGUAGCAAAAACAGCAAUUUUAUAAUAAUAUAAUGACAGAAAUUCAUGAUUUCAAAUUUUAAAGACAAACAAGAAUAUUGUAAUUGAAACAAUGCCAAAAUCCACAAAAAAUAGCCCCCCUUCAAAUAGUUUUCACAGUAUUUUUGAAUGCUGGGAAAGUUGUAAAUCGGUAUUCAGUAAAUACUAAUGUUCUUCAUAAAGUUAUAGAAGUAACUUGCAGAUCACCAAAGCCUGUUUUAAUAUUUUAUAACAUUGAUGAUAAAUAAAUGUGUUUAAAAGUGAAAAGUC